UGCGUGAAGACCGAGAUUAUUUCCUUCCGCAAAUGUAAACAUUACUUGUUCUGGUUGAGUAUUUUUCUAGGUUCCAGUUCAAAAAGCAUUAAAGCUACUGAUGUGGUAUAUUGAUUAUUCAAAUUGAAUGAUACAAGUAUUGUGAAAUGGAAAUGAAAUUGGAUUAACUAUUUAAUCGAAGAUUGUCGAUUAAUAAAUAAUUGAGUUAUCAUGGUACUGUGGAAGUAACCUUAACAAUUAUGGAUGAACAUAGUGUAGAAAGCCUUGCGGAAGUAUUCCGCUGUUUUAUUUGUAUGGAAAAACUAAAAGAUGCGCAUCUGUGUCCUCACUGCUCAAAAUUGUGUUGCUAUACUUGCAUAAGGAGGUGGCUUACAGAGCAAAGAUCGCAAUGCCCACAUUGUAGAGCAUCCUUGCAUAUGCAUGAGUUAGUUAACUGCCGAUGGGUCGAAGAAGUUACCCAACAGCUGGAUACACUUCAAUUAGUUGGUGUAGUGAAAGGGGAUACUUCCGAAAAAGAAAUCUGUAAAACUCAUAAAGAAAAACUUAGCGUAUAUUGUUGGAAUUGCAAGCAAUGCAUAUGUCACCAGUGUGCAUUAUGGGGAGGAACUCACUCUGACCAUGUGUUUAAACCUCUUGAAGAAAUUUAUGAGCAACAUGUAACUCAAAUUAAAGAAGAGUUUGUACGUUUGAGACGACGUUUGGCUGAACUGAUAAGUUUAGUUCAAGAAGUUGAAAAAAGUGUAGAGAGUGUAAGAGUUGCAAAAGAUGAAAGAGUUCAUGAAAUACGCCAUGCUGUUGAGCAUAUGAUUUCUCGAUUGGAUGCACAACUGAAAAGCAAAUUACUUACACUCAUGGCACAAAAAAAUUCACUCUCUCAAGAGACAGAGCAACUGGAAACUGUUUUGAAAAGUGUUGAGCAGCAGUUAAAUACUUCCAGUAAAAGUGAAUUGAUUAUUCAGAGCAAUGAAAUUCUUCAAAAUAUGGCUGAGAUUCAGAGUAAACCCAUGGCUAGUUUUGUUACUGCUGCUGUUCCAGCUGAUUUCCCAAGUGAAAUAGUGCCAGCAUAUGAUGGAAGUACUUUUGUAAUGCAUAAUUUUAGUGUUUUGCAACAAAGAGCUGAUCCAGUGUACAGCCCUCCUCUGCAUGUGUGUGGUUUAACAUGGCGACUUAAAGUUUAUCCUGAUGGUAAUGGUGUCGUCCGAGGCAACUAUUUAUCGGUCUUUUUGGAAUUAUCUGCAGGUCUACCUGAGACAUCUAAGUAUGAGUAUAGAGUUGAAAUGAUCCAUCAGGCUUCGAGAGAUCCUUCAAAAACUGUUGUCAGAGAAUUUGCUUCUGAUUUUGAUGUUGGUGAGUGUUGGGGCUAUAAUCGCUUCUUCAGAUUAGAUCUCCUAGCCAGUGAAGGCUACUUGAAUACUGAACGUGAUACUUUAAUCCUAGGAUUUCAGGUACGUUCACCAACCUUUUUCCAAAAAUGCAGAGAUCAGAUGUGGUGUAUAAACCAAUUACAGACGGCUCAAGCUCAAUAUAUUACUCAGAUAAAUGAUUUAAAAGAGAGAUUAGCUAUUGAAUUAUCACGGAAUCAAGCAGCUUUGGCUGCUAAAAAUGAUUCAGAUAUACAAAUUCCAAUGCCAGAACAACCAUCUAGUUCUACUGGUAUUACAACAGCUUCUGUAAAUGUUUGUCCUCUUAUGUCUAAUGUAGCUGCAUCUCCAUUAAUAUCACCUACCUUUAGCAUUUCCUCACCUAUGCAACCCAUUUCUAAUUUUACAUCACUUUCGAGUAGUGAAUAUUUGAUAUCACCUAUUAGAAGUUCUUCUGAAACACCUAAAAAUGAAAAUAGUAUUGAUGAAAACAUCAAUAAAUCUUUAGAAAAAAGUAUUGAUAGUGAAGAUACAGUGAUUGGAAAUGAUGUACAGACUUCAGGUACAAGAAUGAAAGUAAAAUGUACUAAAAUAACCAAUCCUCAUGAACAUGAUUGUACACUAACUGAACAGGCCUAUCGUACACGCAAUCGAAUGAUUUGUAAUCAUCCCAAUGCUCAUAAAUGUCGCUAUAAAGAUACUGUUUUGCUAGAUUCAUAUGAUGCCUCUUGUGAAGCUGAUUCUUCGAGCUCUGAUAAUGAGAUUGUUAGUGAAUGUAAUAGUGAAGAAACUGCUCUUAAUAAUUCUGGAUGUGGUGCUGGUGCCACUGUUAACAUAGAAGAGAAUAGUAAUGAUGAAAAUGAUCUUGAUGAAGAAACAGUUUCAGAUGACUUAGAAUUUCAGCUCCCAAACAAAAGUGGACCUCGUCGUCAGCGCCUCCAUUCAUGGAAUUCUCUAAGUAAUCCACAUGGCAUCCAAAAAAAUUUAGAUCCCACAAAUGAAAGAAACAAUUUGUUUGAAAUUCCUUCUGAUGAUGAUGAAUCUGUGUUGCUGCGCUUAUUAGAGUUGCAGGAUCAAAAUCCUUUCCGUAAUUGGGCUUCAAGCUCUUCCAGAGAAUCCCAGAAACAUGGGGAAAAACAGAAGAACAAUCACAGUUGCCGCCACUCUUUACUUUUGUCUUCAUUAUUAGCCAACCAGUGUAUGAAUGGAGCUCAGUCAGAUCAACAAUCAUUACAUGCAUCUUCCUCACCUUCUACAGAACUUCCUACCCUUUCCAAGAUAAUUUCAUCUCGUAAGAAGUGGGAGAGUGGCAACAACAAUUGUUUCCGACUCUCUGAUAUUGAAAGGCCAAGUGCUGAACCAGGAUGCACAGUUAACUAUUCUGACAUACCUUCUUCUACUUAUUUAUUGGAUCAAUUUUCUCUUCAACCUUCAACAUCAAAUACAUUCACUACUGCACCAACUAAUGUCAAUGAAAAAAACAAUGAUACUGCUAGCAAGCAACACCAAAGGUUAAAAAAGAGCGAUGCUGCAGUGUCGAGUGACGAUUCUCGAAUAACAAAUUCAAGUGAAACAACCAAAAAUUGCAAUUUAUGGAUGCCGCAGUCUCACAAGCCUCUUCCAGGCCCGAAACCCAGUUGGGCUGUCUUACAAGGUGCUGCAAAAAGAGAACAUCCUAUUACUUCAUCUCACUCCGAGAAAAUGUCGCUGCUUAUCCAGAGUAAUCUUCUCCAUUCUGAUUGUGAAGCAAAUGAUGACUCUAGUGCAACCACAAGUAGCAGCUCAUCAUCAAAUGAUAGUGUCUGUGAAGUUACGAAUCCAAGUGUAAAAAAAGAUGGUUGAAUGAGAAAGGUGCUCUUGUUUUACUCUUGUUUCGAAAAUAUUUUCUGUCUCCUUUGUGUUAACUUAAUGAUAAUUCUUGUCAGGCAUAAAUAUUGGUAAGUUUUGCUCAUGGGAAUAUGCUUUUAUUGUCAAAGCAUGUAUUAAGUACAACAAUAUUAAGCUACAAAGAAGAAAAAAUUUUCAUAUUUUGCUGUGCUAUUGUUCUAAAUGUAUUUGUUGUUUACUUUAGCUUCUUUGAACAAAUGGGAAGCAUUAGGAUCUUCAUGGUACUUUGAUCACUUUUUUAUUGAUUUUGAAUAUAUAUUUAUAGCACAUUACAGUUUUAAUGGCAUUUAAAUAUGCACUUUUAAUUGAGUUGCCUCUCAGUAUUUUUUAGUUUGUAUAGUUUCAACUUUUUAACUGAUCUUUCUUCAUUAUUUGUUUAUAUAUGAUAUAUGGUUUUCAACAGAAUAUUUGUUUUUUUCCAUCAUAUUAGAUAUUUUAUCAUGUAAAUAAA
Argiope bruennichi is the source of this 3699-nucleotide messenger RNA. RefSeq lists its product as uncharacterized. Gene Ontology annotation, biological process: negative regulation of centriole replication; protein autoubiquitination. Gene Ontology annotation, cellular component: peroxisome; aggresome. Gene Ontology annotation, molecular function: ubiquitin protein ligase binding; tumor necrosis factor receptor binding; zinc ion binding. The transcript has a single exon. The coding region runs from base 240 to 3203 and encodes 987 amino acids. The record is from RefSeq and is a predicted model, not a curated record. Lineage: Eukaryota; Metazoa; Arthropoda; Arachnida; Araneae; Araneidae.